CCACACCUUCAAAGGCCGGCCCUCAGAAUCGUCCUCAGAAGCGCCGAAGACUAUCCAGAAGCUGGGAGAGGCGGCGUCAGAGCGGAGACAGGACUGCGUUGAGAAGGACGUCGGAGGGACAUCCAGACUGCUGACCCAGGCUCAGAAGAUCCAUCAGCAUCCAGCAUGGCUACGGCAAGCACCUCAGGACAAAGCCCCUUCGGACUGGGCCGGAGGAAGAGGGCACCCGGGAUCCUGGAUCAGAUCGGAAAGUUCUUCGGAGGAGAUAAGAAGAAGAGAGGAAAGGGCUCAUUCCGGGGUCACCUGUCAUCCUCACCCCAAAGACCCAUGCACUCCUCCAGCCGACGCCGCGGGGACGUGAACCCCGUCCUGCACUUCUUCAGGAGCUUUGUGUCCUCUCCUCGUCCUAAGUCGAGGUGGAGGGAACUCUUGGGCCUGGCUUCGCCAUCGACGCGGGGCUCCGAGAGUAUCAGAUCCCCCCACAGACGCCGCCGAGAACAGAACACACUCUCCAGAAUCUUCAGCCUGGGAGAAAGCAGAUCCCGUUCUCCACCCAAACGCUGGAGCACCAUCUUCUGAGACGGGAAAGAGCCAGACGGAAGAGACGGAAAAGGACGAGGAAGUGAAGGAAGAUGCAGAGGGUUUCUGCUCUACUGACUCACACCUUGCUACGAGCUUAACAAACUAACAUCGGCCAACUCCGCUAGUCAGACAGAUAUACAAUCUCGGUAUCUGCAAUUACACGCCCCGGAAUGAUACAAGGCAGCUGCUAGAAACAUCAGAUGCACCAAUAACUGCUGUUGGGUUGGUCAGUAAUCUUGUGGCCAGUUUCUAGUGGUCUAGUUGUUGGUUUUACUCAAGUUUCAAGACACACUUUGGCAACUUUGGAUAGCAAGCAUGCUAGAAGUAGGAUAUGUCAGAUUUAGCAGGUCAAAACAGCAAAUGCAAAGAUAGCAGUAAUUCCAAAGCUACAGAUCCCAAUCCAGCAAUUUUCCUUAUUUAAAGAUUCCAAAUUAUCAGUGAUCCCAGUCUAUCAGAGACCAUGUGCUACAGAUCAAAAAAUGGAGGGAUCCCAAGCUACAGAUCCCAAUCUAGCAUUGAUCCCAAACUAGAGAUCCAACUCUAGCAUUGAUCCCAAUAUACAGAUCCCAAUCUAGCAUUGGUCCCAAACUACAGAUCCCAACUUAAGCAGUGAUUCCAAGCUUCAUAUUCCAAUCUAGCAAUGAUCCCAAGCUACAGAUCUCAAUCUAGCAUUAAUCCCAAGCUACAGAUCUCAAUCUAGCAGUUAUCAAAAGCUACAGAUCCUACUCUAGCAUUGAUUCCAUGGUAUAUUUCCAAUCCUAGCAAUGAUCCCAAGCUACAGAUCUCAAUCUAGCAUCAAUCCCAAACUACAGAUCUCAAUCUAGCAGUGAUCCAAAGCUACAGAUCCUACUCUAGCAUUGAUUCCACCAUAUAUUUGCAAUUCUAGAAUUGAUUCCAAGCUACAGAUCCCAAUCUAGCAGUGAUACCACCAUACAGAUCCCAAUCUAGGACUGAUCCCAAGCUUUAGCUCCAAGUCUAGCAUUGAUCCCAAGCGACAGAUCCCAAUCUAGCAGUGAUCCCGCCAUACAGAUCCCAAUCUAGGACUGAUCCCAAGCUUCAGAUCCAACUCUAGCAUUGGUCCCAAGCGACAGAUCCCAAUCUAGCACUGAUUCCACCAUAAAGUUCCAAUCCUAGAAUUGAUUCCAAGCUACAGAUCCCACUUUAGCAUUGAUCCCAAUCUCAGAAACUGCAAACCUGCAUCUUUGAGCCCAUUUCAGUUUAAAUAUUGGGAAAAUUAGCAGUUGACUUGGCCGCCACUCUUGAUCUGACGUCAACAGAUCUCAAUAGUCUCUGUCUCCGUUUCAUCCCAGCUCGCUUCCAUUCUCUGUCUGUCUCUGUUCUUAUCAGAGACAUAUUUACGUAAGUGUAUUUGCCUUUGAUGCAUAUAUUAUUCAGUAUAUCCUGUUACAUCAUCACCUUUAAUCCAUGUAAUACUGUGAGAAGUGUCCCCUGAAGCAUGGUUAUUAUUAUGGUUAUUUUAAAUAUAUAUGUGUAGCAUAUCUGUGGAUAGUCCUGUUUUUUUUUUUUUCGUGUCUUGUAAAGUGUCCUGCUGUGUACAGUUAGUUUGUUUCUUCUGUGUUGUGAUCUAUGAUCUAUGAUCUGUGUUGGACUGUGUUUUGAGCUACUUAAAAAUGGGUUUAUAUUCUUAACACUCAUUUUUUGUAUGCAUGUAUAUUUUUAAUAUGUGGCAAAGUGGUUUGAAACAUGAUCAAGUUAGUUAUGCAACAUGUACUAAAAUCAAAAGUCUUUGAAAUAGAAAGAAAAGAAAGCAGCAUCCAAGGCCCUUAGAUUGCACUGAUUGCUUGGUGGUUCAUGCUAUUAUAUCAUUUAUGUUAUUCAUAUACUGUAUGUUUAAUAUAUUUACUGGAAUACGCUUCAAGUAUUGAUUAGUGAUUGCAUGUGCAUGCCAUAACUCACUAAUCCAUAACUCAUAAAACACUAGAAAGGCAGAAAUCUGGGUUUCUAAGAGCUUCAAAGGUAGUGAAGGUGUGAGAAAAGUGAAGAAAAGUGCAAGAAAGAUCAGAGAAAGCAGAAUUUAAAGAACGGAAAGUGAAAGAAAAGAGGGAGGUGGAUUUAAUUCAGCCAAUGACAGACGAGCUCCUGUUCAUAACUUGAUGUCCUGAUAUCGUCAUUUUGUGUAUCGUUUUGUUUCUCAUAUAUAUAUUUCGUGUUUCUCAUUCUCAAAAGUGCUGAAUCUCUACAAUAAAUGUCGGUUCCACUCCCCAUCAGCGCUGGAUACAUCCCGAAUGGUGCUAAAAGAACAUUUUAGAGUGGCCAUCGUUCUAGAUUGUGAACUGUAAUACUGCUAACUACCUUAUUUCUUACAUAACAUCCAAUAAAAAAUCAUUCAAUAUA
Molecule: messenger RNA, 2937 nt
Organism: Astyanax mexicanus (Mexican tetra)
Lineage: Eukaryota; Metazoa; Chordata; Actinopteri; Characiformes; Acestrorhamphidae
Gene: mbpa
Product: myelin basic protein a
Exons: 6
Coding region: 166-579 (137 amino acids)
Molecular function (GO): structural constituent of myelin sheath
Source: RefSeq, a predicted model, not a curated record